Messenger RNA from Didymodactylos carnosus, 864 nucleotides. The record is from the annotation of a GenBank genome assembly. NCBI's taxonomy places the organism in Eukaryota, Metazoa, Rotifera, Eurotatoria, Philodinida, Philodinidae.
AUGAUUGGUAUACAGCAACAAGCUCAGUAUCAACAACAUUUGAAUGUACCAUAUGAAACACAAAUUAAUCCACCAAUCAGUUAUGGAACUCAAAUUCAUAUUUUUGGUACUAUAAGUCCUAGUGCAAAUAGAUUUGAAGUGAAUUUAGCAAACCAUCGAGGUGAUGUUGUUUUACAUGUUAAUCCACGAUUUGAUCAAAAUACGAUUGUUCUCACUAGUGCACCCGGAGGAAAUUGGGGUCAAGAGGAGCGACAAUCAAUACCUAUACAACGAGGUCAACAAUUUUCAAUGAUUAUUAUGGUUACUGCUGAAGGAUUUAAAAUUGCGUUGAAUAAUCAACAUUUUGCUGAUUUUCGCCACCGUAUUGGAUUUAAUGCAGCGGAAUUAGUUCAAGUUAAAGGUGAUGUUCAGCUGAAUUCACUGCAAAUUUAUCCUGGAUAUGGAGGUCAAGGUGGUCAUGGUUUUCCAUUGAACGUUCCAUUUAUACAACAUAUCAAUAUGUUUCCAGGACGUACAAUUCAAGUUGAUGGUCAGUCAACAGGUCAGCGAAUGGAAAUUAAUUUAUUAAAUGGUUCUCAUGAUGGUGCUGAUGUAGCAUUGCAUUUGAAUCCAAGAUUUGAUUCACGUGAAGUUAUUCGAAAUUCAUGCAUACAUGGUGGAUGGGCAUCGGAGGAAAAAAGCGGUGGUUUUCCAUUUACUUCUGGAGGCCCAUUUAGUAUACAAAUUGUUUGUUAUCCACAACAUUAUCAAAUAUCAGCCAAUGGUAGACCAUUUGCUGAUUUUCAACAUCGUGCACCAUUUCAAAGUGUUCAAGCACUUCAAAUCAAAGGUGAUGUUCAAUUAACGAAUGUUAGAGUAUUGUAA